This is a messenger RNA of Acanthaster planci (crown-of-thorns starfish), 5289 nucleotides long. RefSeq lists its product as uncharacterized. Gene Ontology annotation, cellular component: membrane. NCBI's taxonomy places the organism in Eukaryota, Metazoa, Echinodermata, Asteroidea, Valvatida, Acanthasteridae. Gene Ontology annotation, biological process: G protein-coupled receptor signaling pathway. Gene Ontology annotation, molecular function: G protein-coupled receptor activity. The record is from RefSeq and is a predicted model, not a curated record.
AUCAUUGGGAAGAGAGGAAGAACUAGUUUACUCUAAAACUGGGACAAAUUCAAAAAGCAUUAAAAUAAAAGCAAGCUGAACAACUAACAGAUAUGAUUUCUACCAGAAGAGAUUUGUUCUCUGUUUUCAACAACAUUAUUGAGGAUAAGAAAUUUUGUGCUACUUUCAUACUCAUCAAUUUAUUUUACUGCUUAAAUUGUCCACUUGUGAACUGUUUUUUGUGAAAUAGGUUCUGGUGCAACGAUGUGCUCUAUGCAGAGAAGAUCAUACAGAGGCAAAUGGCUUAAUCUUUUGUGACACUUUAUCACAGCAUUUUGCCAUGUCCCUCCAACAGGGUCAUGAUAUGAACAGAAAAGACAUAGUUUCCAAUUUAAGAAUGACAAUGCAUAUUUCAUGUGCAGGAUCUGAGAUGCUGUCAAGCAGUGAUGUUGACAGCUUGGGAGUGGAAGACUUCAUCAAUUCAGUUUAUGUGUAUGCAGUCGCCUUGUCAAAUCUCAUCAGGGACACCUGCCCAGACGGAAGGGUCUGUGAUGCUCUCUUUGAUGUGCCAAGUGAGGAUUGGAUUGAACACCUCAGAGCAGUGGAUUUUGUCAGUCAUGUUGGUUUGAGGAAGAGAGUGAAGUUUGAUGAGAAUGGAGAUGGCCCUGCCCAUUAUUCCUUUUACCAGUUAACUGAAAUGAAUGGGGUCUACCAAUACGGCCAGGUUGGUGGAUGGACAUCUGAUGGAGGCCUUGAUCUGAACAAGGAUUUGCUGAAAUUCUAUGGGCAAGAUGGCUCUAUUGUUGAUAUGCCUGAGUCACCAUGUUUAGAAAAAUUCUGUGGUGAUCCCGUAUGCCACUAUGCCGAUGAUCGAAUCGAAUUUGUCAUAGAGGCUCUCUUUGAUCUUCAUGGAGGUGAAUGUGGUGCUCUUCAAGAGAACAGAUUCACCCAAGUGGAGGCAGCUCUCUUUGCUGUACGUCAAAUUAACCGUUACUCCGAUCUCCGGAUGGACGCAAGGAUGUCCUUGACAAUUAAUGACAUUUGUGGGGAUACAGCUGAUGCUGGUAGGGCAGCUUUACGAUUGGUCCAAGGAUGGGACUUUGAUGGAGGGUUUCCAGGCCAAGAUCAGCAAUCCUAUCUCUUGGGCAUGCUGCAUUCUGGGAGCAGUGGUAAGGCCAUUGCAGAGAGCAAAGUCCUGCAGGUUGCAGAUGUGCCGCUGAUUGCUAGCAGUGCCACCAGUCCAGCACUCAGUGACAAGAGCAUGUUUGGCAAUUUUCUUCGUACGGUACCUUCAGAUAUCAAACAAGCUGCUGCUAUGGUUGAAUUGUUAACAAGAUUAGGAUUAACUUACAUACAGACAAUCUAUACCAUGGGCGCUUAUGGAGAAGGAGGUAUCAAGGCUCUUAAAGAGGCAGCAAAAGAGAAAGGAAUCUGCAUAGCCAACUCCCAUUUCAUAGACUCGGACACCAAUUUUGCCAAUCUGCUGAAUAACAUAUUGGCCAAACCAGAAGCAAGAACAUUGGUCCUUUUCUUGAUUGACGAAAAUGCUCAAGCCUUAUUUGGAGAGAUGCUAACAAGAAAUGUGGAUCCAAGUCAAUUUCAGAUCGUUGCAUCGGAUACUUGGGGUGCCAGGACUGACUACAUACCUGGCUUAGAAAAUCAAGCUUUGGGAGCAUUUACAGUUUCUCCCAAAACAUCAGUGAUCCUAGAGUUUGAAGAGUACUUCCUCCAACAGACUCCCGGGACUCACAAUGGCAUUAAUCCUUUCUUCAUCGAAUACUGGACACAGAAAUUCAAAUGCAACCUUCCUGGUGGUGACACAACAUAUGACAAAAACUGUACAGGUUCAGAGAUGCUGUCAAGAAAUGAUGUGAACAGCCUUGGAAUGGAAAACAUCAUCAAUGUUGUGUACGCCUACGAAUUUUCUCUAUCUAACCUCAUUGGUGAACUUUGUCCUGGGGGAGGUAUCUGUGAUGCUCUCUACAAUGUGACAAGCCAGGGAUGGUUGGAUUACCUUCAAGAAGUUGCUUUCAUCAGUCAGUUUGGCUCAAAGAAGUUGGUUAGCUUUGACGAAAAUGGAGAUGGAACAGCAUCUUAUUCAAUAUACCAGCUCCAGCACAUGAACAAUGUGUACCAUUUGCAAGAGGUUGGUUCCUGGGAUGAUGUGAUCGGCGUAUCCAACCUUACUGAUGUCAUCAUUGAUCCUAUGUUCUCUUCACAAUGUACUGGCUUGUGUUUGGAAUGCAAUCCUCGAUCUGCUACAAACAGCACCUUUGAUCAAGACAACUACUUCCGUAUACCCGGGGACUUGGACUUACCUGUCGUGCUUCAACUCAGUGAGUCUGGAGAUGGGGUAACUUGUGGAGAUCCCAAGCCUGAAGAAUCACUGGUUCUUGAAUCCCUCCUCUAUGCUCUUGACAAGGUUAAUUCUGACCCCUCAAUUCUACCUGGAAUUAACCUUGGUGUGACUGUAGUGGAUUCCUGCGGGAAUCCUGCAGUUGCCAUAUGGAAGCUUGUAGGGCUGUUGGGUGGUUUUGUCAAUCUUGAAGGUACUGGAAAACCUUUUGCUGUUCUGGGUCCAGCUAAGUCUGAUGUUGCUGAGGAGAUUGCCGAAAUCAUAACUGGUCUAAGUAAACUGCCAAUGGUCAGCCACGGUGCUGUCAGUCCCAGUCUCAGCAACAAUCCCCGCGUGUUGAGCACAUCCGCCCCAUACAUCGAAGAAGUUGCUGCUAUCAUUGCAAUCUUGAAUGCAUAUAAUUGGGCUUAUGUGGGAGUAGUACACUCUGCUUCUCCAUAUGGCAAGGCCAACAAUCAGGAAUUCCAGGUGGCUGCCUGGGAAGCUGGGAUUUGCAUUGGACCACAGCACUUUGUUAAUGAUACAACAGAUAUCCAAGAUAUCAUGAACGAUUUCAGCAGUGAUGAGUCUCUGAAUGUCAUUGUGGCAUUUGUCAGUGAGAGACACGCCAGAAGUCUGUUGUUUGCAGAUAAAUUUGAACUGACUAGGAGGUUUGUGUGGGUGGGGACGCACACAUGGGACUCUCUUACAUUGGUGUCUGGUCUCGAAAACACAGCCAAAGGAAUGUUGGUGGUGGCCAGUGACAGCCAAGAUCUUCCUGAAAUACAGGACUACUUCUCAAAUUCAGACAGCCUACGAGCUGCAAGUUUAAGAGAUCCGUAUCUCAGAGAUUAUCUCCAGGAAAUCUGUCCCAGCUUAUCCGACUGCCAGCUUGAAAAUCAACUCCAAGAAUCCCUCAAAGAGUUGUCUGGAGAAAUUGUUCCAUUGGUCAAUGCUUUGUAUGUAGCUGCUCAUGGUGUCAACUUGCUCCAUGACAUAAAAUGUGGUUCAUCCAGUGAUGAACUAUGUAAGAGUUUCUAUGAUUCAUCUCCUGAUGAGAAGGUGGAUGCUAUUCGUCGUGUGACAGUGGAAUCUGGGGCUGGUGGGAAACCUUUCUUAUUCAAUGGAGGGAGUGUUCCAGCGGCUUACAGCAUCAAAAACUACCAGUAUGAUGGGCAAAAUGGACAAUUCCUUGUUGUUGGUGAAUGGCACAACAAUCAACUGAGCAUUCGGAGUGCAGGUGUGAACUUGUACAGCCCUGAUGCAGAAGAGCCUCAAAGAAGUCCAUCUGGAUGUUCCUGUGGUCCUCUUCUUUCACCCGAAGGAGCUUACUCACAGCAGGCGCAUGUCUGGAGCUGGAUAGAUCAUGGUAUAUGGGCAACCGUUGUCCUUGCUCUGUCUGGACUGUGUGGAGUGUUUGCAGUCUUGAUAGCCAUCUUGUUUCUCAGUAAUCGGCAGAGUUAUGUUGUUCAGAGUGCAUCUUUCAGUCUCAGCGCGUGGCUUCUCUUUGGUAUCGUCCUCAUGUACCUCCUGAAUCUGGCUUUCAUGUUUAAGCCCAAUACAGCUAUCUGUGGCAUCCGUCGGUUUGGCAUCAGUUUUGUGUACUGCAUGGUGUAUGCUGCUAUGUUUGCCAAAAGCAUCCGUGCCAAUCGAUUUGCACGCAAACAGCCAGGUGUUGACAUGAACUUUGCUGGCUCUUGGUCUCAGUCUCUGUUAUUCUUGGCCUUUCUUCUUCCUGAAAUUUUCCUGAUCGUUGAGUGGCUUGUCCUGAUCCCCCCUGGUGUCAGUUUGCCCUCUGUAAACAGUGACACUUGUGCAUCCAGUUCAGUGCAAACGUGUGCAAUUUCCAACAUCGAUCUAACCAUCUUCAUGAUGUAUGCCUACUUCUUGGUCCUGGUCACAUUCUUCUCCUCCUUUGGCGCCCUCAACUCCCCCCAUGCCCAGCAUGAAGGUAAAUCCAUCUCAGUCAGUAGUCUGUUUAGCAUCUUGAUUCUGACUGCCUGGGCCUGUGUGCUGCACCUGGCUGACCCCCUGUAUGGUAUUCCGGGUAUCUCCAUCGGUCUGACGGCAGAUGCCACAAUCAUUCUGGUGCUCAUGUUCCUGGGAAAAGUAGGAGCCCUCACCAAGAAGGAGGAAGCCGACGGUGGUAACAAGAAAGUCAGAGAUGCUGAUGUGGAAGAUAGGCCAGAGAAGGUGAUAAAUGUGUACGAGAAUGCUGGAGCUGUAUCCGAUGAGGCAGUACAAGACCAAACCCCUCUCUGAGCUGAUCCCUGGACGAAGAACUCCAAAAUUGGCACUUGAGCAACUUGAGGAGAAUCAUUGGCGAGAGAGAGAGUUUAAUUCAGUUUGCGGACCGAAUUGCAAAAACAGAAACCUGAAAUAUAUUCAUGCUAUCCUCACAGAUAAGUGGAAGGAGUGUGAGGUCGUGGAAACUUAGUUUGCACAAUUUACUUUAUUUGAUUUUCUACGAAAUCGGGGCAGUGACAGGUAGGCCUAAUUGGCAUUUGGGAGGUGAGUGACAUUGUGCCUAAGACACGGUAAAACUAUUUCCCCUGCAGUGCUAUAGCCUUUGCACAAUACGUAGAUGGGCUUUUCACCCUUUACAAGUGAAAUGAGCCAGUUUGAGUGUUUCAAAAAGAUAGGGCCAUUCGGGAACAAAGCAUGCACGUGGGUCUACGUGGGGCUGCACUGAUAAGAAAGACCUCUUACGCACGAGGCUCAACAAGCUCAGACGCGCUUCAGUUUGAUCAAUGAUGCGCUGUUAGAAUAUACCAAACGGGCUCAUAAUUAGUGAUGGUUAACAGUGGUUGGUCGGCUUUAAGGUUACUACAGUAUACUGUGUGGUAAAUGGUUAAGUAACGGUGUGAUGCUUAGGGGAAAUUACAAACUUUAACUUUCAAUAGAAGAGAUAAACAUAAUCACCGCGGUGGAUGACAAAUACAGUAAAAAGAUAAUCGAUGACUCGCGGUGUCGUG